Messenger RNA from Myotis myotis, 2642 nucleotides. Its product is annotated as Golgi phosphoprotein 3. Gene Ontology annotation, molecular function: phosphatidylinositol-4-phosphate binding. NCBI's taxonomy places the organism in Eukaryota, Metazoa, Chordata, Mammalia, Chiroptera, Vespertilionidae. Gene Ontology annotation, biological process: Golgi organization; retrograde vesicle-mediated transport, Golgi to endoplasmic reticulum; Golgi to plasma membrane protein transport. The coding region runs from base 294 to 1190 and encodes 298 amino acids. Gene Ontology annotation, cellular component: trans-Golgi network; cytosol; Golgi cisterna. The transcript is spliced from 4 exons. The record is from RefSeq and is a predicted model, not a curated record.
UCAGCCGGCGCCGCCAUAUUGGAGAGGCGCCGCCGCCGCCGUCUCUGAGCUCCGGCUGCCUCCCGGCUGCGGCCGCAGGAAGGAAGGAAGCCGCCUCGCGCCGCGCCGACGCCCGGCCGCCCGCCUCGUCCCCGCCGUCUCCCCAUGAUUGCCCCCGGCCCCGCUGCCGUCGGACGUCGCCCCAGCGCCCGGAUUUAACACGGAGGCCCGGGUCGGGGGCCGCGGGGGAGGAGGAGGGAAAGCCGGUCGGUCCCGCGUCCCAGUCGGCCCGGCGCGGCGCCUCGGCCGGAGCCAUGACCUCGCUGACCCAGCGCAGCUCGGGCCUGGUGCAGCGCCGCACCGAGGCCUCCCGCAGCGCGGCCGACAAGGAGCGGGCGGCCGGCGGCGGAGGCGGCAGCGGCGAGGACGACGCGCAGAGCCGCCGCGACGAACAGGACGACGACGACAAGGGCGACUCCAAGGAAACACGGCUGACCCUGAUGGAGGAGGUGCUCCUGCUGGGCCUCAAGGACCGAGAGGGUUACACAUCAUUUUGGAAUGACUGUAUAUCAUCUGGAUUACGUGGCUGUAUGUUAAUUGAAUUAGCAUUAAGAGGAAGGUUACAACUAGAGGCUUGUGGAAUGAGACGUAAAAGUCUAUUAACAAGAAAGGUGAUCUGUAAGUCUGAUGCCCCAACAGGGGAUGUUCUUCUUGAUGAAGCUCUAAAGCAUGUUAAGGAGACUCAGCCUGCAGAAACAGUCCAGAACUGGAUCGAAUUACUUAGUGGUGAAACAUGGAAUCCAUUAAAACUGCAUUAUCAAUUAAGGAAUGUACGGGAACGGUUAGCUAAAAACCUGGUAGAAAAGGGCGUAUUGACAACAGAGAAACAGAACUUCCUACUUUUUGACAUGACCACACAUCCCCUCACCAACAACAACAUUAAGCAGCGCCUCAUCAAGAAGGUACAGGAAGCUGUUCUUGACAAAUGGGUGAAUGACCCUCACCGCAUGGACAAGCGCCUGCUGGCCCUCAUUUACCUCGCCCACGCCUCGGAUGUUCUGGAGAAUGCCUUUGCUCCCCUGCUGGAUGAGCAGUAUGAUUUAGCCACCAAGAGAGUGCGGCAGCUCCUCGACUUGGAUCCUGAGGUGGAAUGUGUGAAGGCCAACGCCAACGAGGUUCUGUGGGCGGUGGUGGCGGCCUUCACCAAGUAACUGCCCAGGGGGAAGCCUCCUCCUCCCUCUCAAGUAAACCAGUAGUUUUUCUGCUAUUGACUUCUGGUUUUCUGCAAUUUAUACUUUCCCACACUAUAAUUGGCUUUUGUUUUAUGAAAUGGUAGGUGGCUUUUUUUUGUUUUUUUUUAAUAUGUAUGCAGGAUUCUGCUGGUACGAGAGGCCUUCCUCUUUCUGUUUUAAAAAGUUUUACUGCCAUAUUGGCAUUCCAUUCCUUCUGUUGCCAUGCUCACUGUUACCUGUUCUGGAUUUCUGGUAUGCUUUGACUUUCAAAGUAACCUCCAGUCUCCUCACAUGCAGACCUUCGGAUUACCUCAGUUUGAGUUUUCCCCUAUGUGCAUGUGCAUCUCCCAUUCUGCCUACAAUUCAGACAGAAAUCACAAAAAGGCCUUUAACUCACCAAAGGUAAAUAUCUGUAUCUAUUAGGAUGUUUUAUACAUAGACCUCAGUUGAGAUGUAUACUUAGCAAAGUUAUUUUUAAAUUGAAACAACACAGUAAAUAAUAUAAAAUGCCCCUUUGAUUUUGUGUCCCAUGUAAAUCUGUUAUACAACUUGUUAUAAUUUUAACUAUUAAAUCAUAACGGUCCAACUGUUUCACAAAGCCAGUUUGGGAUGGGCUGCAUUCCAGUUAUGCUGUAUAUAGUUUGAAUUAUAUAUAAAUUGUCCCUUCUUCUGGCCACACCUGCCUCCAUCUUAGUAUUUUGCAAGAUUUAAUUUCUUGUACACCUGGUGCCCUCACUUGCUUUAGUUACUAUUAUUUGAUGGCAAAAUAGACCUUUCACCAUUGAAGGAGAGAGAAAAGAUAUGUGUCUGGUCCCAAGAUUUUUUGAGCUGUGCCAUUCAUGGCACUCUUCAGCUGUGCAUCUCCUUUUGCAAAUACUUUUGUCUUACUGUUUUUACCAUUUCUGUAUGGAAGAGGCUUGUGACCAGUACUAAUCUUGAGUACAGUUUUUUUGUUUUUUUGACCACAAGUAAAUUAAUGUUUGCUCUUAAAUGUCAUUUAUCUACUCACAAUUUCUCACAAAGAAAUCAAAUGUCAUUUAUAGCAGAUGUUGCAUGUAAAUUGUUAUCAAGUAAUGACUACAGUUCAGAUGAUUAAGAAUUUUAUAACAGAAAGCUCUGCUAUGUUUUAAUUUUUAUGUACAAUUAUGACAAUUAGCACAUUAUAAAAAUAUAAACCUUUGCUUUUUACUAUUUCUUUAUCACUGUUUAUCAAUAAUAUCACUAUUGGUUUCAUAAUGUAAAUACUAUAUAUUGAACAAAUUAAAUGUCAAAUUUUUUAUUACCAUAGUUCAUGUUAAUAGUGAGGCUUUCAGGUGUCUAGAGUUUUUUUGGUUAACAUUCAAUGCAAAACUACUAGAUGGAUUCCCUAAUAUGUAUACUAUCUUUUUAUCUGAAGAAAUAAACUAUGAUCUUGAAAGUGCCUGAAUCAGA